Molecule: messenger RNA, 1482 nt
Organism: Zingiber officinale
Lineage: Eukaryota; Viridiplantae; Streptophyta; Magnoliopsida; Zingiberales; Zingiberaceae
Product: polyadenylate-binding protein-interacting protein 9-like
Exons: 10
Coding region: 245-1240 (331 amino acids)
Molecular function (GO): RNA binding
Source: RefSeq, a predicted model, not a curated record
UCGACUCACCCUCAUCCUCUCUCUCUUCCGUUGUCAAUUCUGCUUGCAUCUCGCCCCAUUUUUGGCUCUUUUGUCAAGAGAAAGCUUGACGGCGAGAGUGCUCCAGCAAUGGCGAUCGUAAUCGACCUUUGCAGUGAUUAUUGAUUCAAUCCUCUCGAUUUUACGUUCGUUUUCAUCCGAAAUAGUGUAGGCUUGCGAUCGGUUUCUCGUUCGUGUUUUAGUUUUUUUUUUCUGAAUAAAAUUAAUGGCUGCGGUGGCGGACAAGGCGGUUGGGGCGGAUGAUCAGUUCAUCCGCCGCCAACCGGAGGCGUCGGAGGUAUACCACCGCCAGCCGGAGGCGUCGGAGGUAUACCAGAGCGACGUGCGGAAGCUUGUCGAUUUGAUUUCCAAUCUGAAUCCGGCCGCCGAGGAGUUCUUCCCUUCGAAUUACACUGUCUCCGCUUCCGCCGCCGGCGGCACUCAGAAACCCAACGGUCGGCUUUCUGCCGAUGCGCCCAUUUUCGUGGCGUUCUGUGGUUAUGGAGAUGGACCGAUUAGCAAUGGUGGUAAUAGUAGGGACUCGAGCAGUGAUGGAUCGUCGAAUAAUCAGCUUAAUCGCCAAUGGAGAAAUGGCUAUCCUCAAGGUCGGAGGAGGAUGAAUGAUAGAGCUCGGAGAGCUGAGAACGAGCGUAGCAUUAGGCGUACUAUUUAUGUAUCUGAUCUUGAUCAGAAUGUGACUGAGGAGAAGCUUGCUGAAAUAUUUUCUAACUAUGGGCAGGUAGUUGAUUGUCGUAUUUGUGGCGAUCCCCAUUCAAUUUUGCGGUUUGCCUUUGUAGAGUUUUCAGAUGAGGAUGGUGCGAUGAAAGCUUUAAACCUUGAUGGGGCUGCGAUUGGUUGCUCUUCGGUGAAAGUCUUACCCUCAAAGACUGCAAUCAUACCCGUGAAUCAAAAGUUUCUUCCUAAAUCUAAGGAUGAAAAUGACAUGGUUAUCAGGACUGUUUACUGCACAAAUAUUGACAAAAAGGUAACUCAAACAGAUGUCAGAACUUUCUUUGAGCAAUGCUGUGGUGAGGUUUCUCGUCUCAGACUCCUCGGUGAUAAUGUACACUCAACUCGUAUUGCAUUUGUUGAAUUUGUUCAGGCAGAAAGUGCAAUUACAGCACUAACAUGUAGCGGCAUGAUUCUAGGAGCUCUGCCUAUCAGGGUGAAUCCUUCAAAGACACCUGUGCGGCCACGCAUGCCACGCUUUGCCUCCAGUUGAAUCGAGUUCCAUGACCAUUUCUCUCCGGCAAUUCUGAGUCGAAUCUCAUAUGUUGCUCAUUUAAUGCUUUGUUCCUCUUCUUUUCGGCUAUAAGAGCCAAAGAAACUUGAUAGGGAUCCUUAGUUUCUAUAGCUAUAACUAGUUAUCUGAACAGCCUCUUAUUUAACUGGAUAGCCUUUGAGUUAAUGUUGUCUGGUAUGCUUUAAUUUGUGAGAAAAUAAAUUAUCUAAAUUGGUAUUUAA